Molecule: messenger RNA, 2554 nt
Organism: Xenopus tropicalis (tropical clawed frog)
Lineage: Eukaryota; Metazoa; Chordata; Amphibia; Anura; Pipidae
Gene: cyp2k1.8
Product: cytochrome P450 2K1
Exons: 10
Coding region: 122-1588 (488 amino acids)
Biological process (GO): aflatoxin metabolic process
Molecular function (GO): heme binding; oxidoreductase activity, acting on paired donors, with incorporation or reduction of molecular oxygen; monooxygenase activity
Source: RefSeq, a predicted model, not a curated record
GAGGCAGAUUCUUUGCUUCUUAUACUGGGGAAAACAAGAAACCAGGGUGUUAUUCUUCAUAAGACUGAAGCAGAACACACCUUUACUUUCCUUCUGCAGCUCUAAUUAAACCACAAUUGCCAUGGAUCUGGUCUCUGUACUUCUGUCUGUUGUCAUUUGCAUAUUCCUAUAUAAAGUCUUCUAUGGAGGGGAAAAAGAAUCUCAGAACUUCCCUCCUGGGCCCAAACCAUUACCGAUCAUCGGAAAUUUUCAUAUGAUAAAUAUGAAGAAACCCCAUCUAACAUUUAUGGAGCUGGCUAAGAAGUACGGCUCAGUAUUCAGCAUUCAGCUCGGCCCAGAGAAACUCGUUGUGGUUUGUGGCGCUGACGCAGUGAAAGACGCUCUUGUCAACCAUGCCGAUGAGUUUUCAGCGAGGCCCACCAUUCCGGUAUUCGAUAAGACUUCAAAGGGACACGGUGUUUUUUUUGCUAAUGGUGAGAACUGGAAAGUGAUGAGAAGAUUCACUCUUUCUACACUAAGAGACUUUGGGAUGGGCAAGAAAACCAUAGAAGACAGGAUCUGUGAAGAAAGUGACUUUUUAAUGGAAACGUUCAAGUCCUAUAAAGGGAAGCCGUUUGAUAACACCAUGAUAAUGAAUGCGGCUGUAGCCAACAUCAUUGUGCACAUACUGCUCAACCACCGCUUUGACUAUCAGGAUCCAACGCUGCUCAAGCUUAUAAACAUAGUCAGUGAGAAUAUCAGCAUUGCUGCAAAACCAAUCGUUCUGCUAUAUAAUGCCUAUCCGUCUAUUAUGGAAUGGGUUCCCGGAACUCACAAAAGUGUCGCUGAGAACAUGUUGAAACUAUACAACUUUCUCAGAGAGACAUUUACCCAACACAGGGAUCAACUGGACGUAAAUGACCAGAGGGAUCUCAUCGAUGUAUUUCUGGUCAAGCAACAAGAGGAGAAACCUUCUUCUACAAAGUUCUUUAAUGACCAAAAUCUGACAGUACUUUUAGCCGAUUUAUUUGGUGCCGGAAUGGAGACGACUUCUACCACUCUUCGCUGGGGCCUCUUGUUCAUAAUGAAAUAUCCAGACAUUCAAAAAAAAGUCCAAGAUGAAAUUGACAAAGUGAUUGGAUCGGCGCAACCUCGGCUCGAACAUCGGAAAAAAAUGCCCUAUACUGAUGCCGUUAUCCAUGAGAUUCAGAGAUUAGGAAACCUUGCACCUAAUGUUGGCCAUGAAACAACUACGGACGUCACAUUCAGGGGUUAUUUUAUUCCAAAGGGAACCCAAGUGAUAAUACUGCUGACAUCUGUUCUCCAAGAUAAAGAUUAUUUCAAAAAGCCAGAAGAAUUUUACCCGGAACAUUUCCUUGACUCGGAAGGAAAUUUUGUGAAAAAUGAGGCCUUCCUUCCCUUCUCUGCAGGUCGAAGAAUUUGCGUCGGAGAGACAUUGGCCAAGAUGGAACUCUUCUUGUUCUUCACAAAGUUACUGCAGAACUUCACAUUCCAACCCCCUCCUGGAGUUGAGGUCGAUCUAACUUGUGCCGAUGCAAUUACAUCCAAACCGCUGGAGCAUCAGAUCUGUGCUUUGCCUCGCAGCUAGAGCAAAUCACAUCACAAAUAAAACUCUUUAUUCAAAAAAAUAGAAAAACAGAAAGAGCUUUUGUAAUCUAAAAGGGACAUAUUCAAUGUUUAAUGGCUUUUGGUUAAAAAUAAUAAGUUUGUCAGCUUUUAGGUGCUGAACUUUUUUAAUAACAAAAGCCUAUUUGAAAAAGUAGCCGAGGCAUUCGGGCCUGAAACCCCCAUGUGAGUUUGCUAAGGCCGGAGGCUCCAACAAUCAUAUAUAGGCCCCUGAGACUUGGUGGGAUGAAACUCUGCUAUUCUUCAUAUUAUACUCAGGCCUCUCCUCGUCAGCUCAUAAAAUGGGAAUAUAUAUCAACUUAUACAAAUCUGUAAAACAAAUUCUAUAGCGGAACAUACAGUUGAACUGGGUGUAGGGGGUUUCUUGGAGAAUUUUUCCCAAACAUUUUUGGUGAUAAAAGCAAAGUGUCUUUAUUGUGAUCUGUUCCACAACAUUAACCCUAAUCAAGAACCUAUAGAGACCAACACAGCUUAGUAUCCAAUUUUUUUUGGAGAGAUAUGUCACAAAUAUUGGGGGAUACAAGGAACAAGUAUCCAGACAAUCUCAAGUAGAGGGUGGUCUCAAGAGACAAGGGGAAAAUAUCCAACGAGGCACAAACCCUAAAUAUAGUCAAUCUUUCCAAUCAUAAGCUUAACCCUGCCCAUUUGGCUGAAAUAUUUUAUUUGAUUUAGGCAAUAUUUUAACGAUUGAGUAACCUCAAAGACAAACAGAAUGGAUUUUCAAACUAAAUAUGUGUAACCCUAAGAUAGGAUUAAAUGCAAUAUUGCAAUUUCAAGCUUUUUGGGGUUUUUUUCCCUUUUUUCUUCCUGCCUAAUAAUAAGAGAUAAGAGUAAAUGUGCAAGAAAAGUUGGGGUAUGUAUGUUAUAUGCAGUUUUGCUGACCAAUUAUUUGGAGAAUUUGAAUGGUAUAAACUUAUUAUUAUGCCUG